AUGUCUCCAGGGACGCUCCAGCCUACGGAGGUGAAGACUAAGCAGCCGCUGGAUGUGAGUGUUGACCACUUGGGGGACAGGGAGGCCCAGGAGAUCCCCCCUCUGAAGAACUACGUCUACCUUACCAUCCUCACCUGCUUCUGCCCAGCCUGGCCUGUCAACAUCGUGGCUCUGGUCUUCUCUGUACUGUCUCAGAACAGUUAUGAUGAGGAGGACUAUGAGGGUUCCGAGAGGCUCGGUAGGAAAGCCCUUCACAUGGCGAUAGCCUCCAUGAUCAUUGGCCUCAUGAUCAUCCUGAUCUUAUCCAUAGUGCACUUUACCACGCAUGCUGUAUGAAUGCUGGAGGAUGAAAGAUGGCAACAUUCAACAGGAGUGAUCAUCUCCUUCAGUGGGGAAGGAUCCACUCUGGGCACAUUCAUGAUCAGACCAGACAUUCUUCAGAGCAUCAUCUGCUGAUUGGGCUUCAACCUUUGAAUCCAGUGUCAUGUCUUGUCUGUAUUACUCUGAUCACAACCUUCACAUCAGUUUACAUUGUAGUGAAAACAGAAACGAACAUUCAGCGGUCUUAUUGUAAUGUACAGUAUGCUGUUGGCCGCACCUGAUGGAACAUGCAGUCUAUGAAACCAGCCCACAGAUUGUUUUCUGACCUAAAACUUAAAAACGUUAUAUUGUCAGUAUUGUACAGUAACACUUUAUACAAUUUUGAUGAAUGCUUAUUGUUAAUACAUACAAAAACACAAAAGUAUUGUACACUAGCCUAAAGAGCAUAGGCAAAUGAUUUGUGCUUAGAUGGUUAAAGGUGCAUAAUUCCUGUCAUUCUUUUCUAUGUGUGUAUGUUUUGCAUUG
This is a messenger RNA of Coregonus clupeaformis (lake whitefish), 846 nucleotides long. RefSeq names its product transmembrane protein 233. The coding region runs from base 1 to 336 and encodes 111 amino acids. The record is from RefSeq and is a predicted model, not a curated record. NCBI's taxonomy places the organism in Eukaryota, Metazoa, Chordata, Actinopteri, Salmoniformes, Salmonidae. Gene Ontology annotation, cellular component: membrane. The transcript is spliced from 3 exons.